AUGUCUCGCCAUCACCCCGAUCUCGUCAUGUGCCGCAAGCAACCCGGCAUCUCCAUCGGCCGCCUUUGCGACAAAUGCGACGGCAAAUGCCCCGUGUGCGACUCCUACGUGCGCCCGACUACGCUGGUGCGGAUCUGCGACGAGUGCUCCUUUGGCAACUACCAGAAUAAAUGCGUCGUCUGCGGUGGCGAGGGUAUCAGUGAUGCAUUCUACUGCUUCGAAUGCACGCGUCUGGAAAAGGACCGCGACGGUUGUCCCAAGAUUAUAAAUCUGGGAAGUUCGAGGACAGAUUUGUUCUACCAAAAGAAAAGUUUUCGAAAUCAAUGA
Penicillium brasilianum is the source of this 327-nucleotide messenger RNA. NCBI's taxonomy places the organism in Eukaryota, Fungi, Ascomycota, Eurotiomycetes, Eurotiales, Aspergillaceae. The record is from the annotation of a GenBank genome assembly.